UCAACGAAUCUAGUAUACCCUUUUACUCUACGAGUAACGGGUAUAAAAAGUUCCCUGUUGCUCAGAUUGACAAGCUAUUCCUAAUCAUAAUGUCAAUGAUGGGCCAUUUCUUGAAACUGUUGUCCCAAAAUUCUUCGGGCACUGCUUAAGCACUCGUUUGACUUCUCCAAACUAACGUAGCCCAACCAUGAGUUAAAUUGGCCUUAAAAUUGGUGUGUGAAAUGCGGACGGUCAUGCCAACAAAGCCCUUUAGCUGACAUAACUUUGACAUCAUAUUGGAUAGCGAAAAACAGUUUUGCUCUAGGUCGUUCUUUAAGGUACAAGAGAAUAAUAUCCAGCCACUCUAUCUGCGAUCGGAAACGCGAUGGUUGUGCAAUUUGAAUUGUUUAUGUUAUCAGUAAGGUUAAACACAUUAUCUAUAGAGCCAAAGAACACCAAAAGCCGUUGACUUUGCUGUCUAUAGAGGGAUUCGGUCUGAGUGUCUCUCCGUCACUGAAAGUCUUUAAUUUUCUACUUGAUACAAAAUGAAAAUAUGUUAAUGGGAUUCUCCUUAACGAGUAGAGUUCAAUUUCGCCCAUUUCGCUCAGUCAGGCGUUAGGAAAACUUGGAUUUUAUACUCCUCCCUAUUCUACCCACUCUUUCUUGAUAGCAGGUAUACGUUUUCUAAUAGCUACUCCUUGUUUGACAAUAAUAUAGUUCUUUCGAACCUUACACAUAUUGUUGUUUCGGUAAGGAUCCAUUAAUAAUGAAAUGCUAGACCAUUAUUUCAUUCCGUUAUACUUAUUUUUCAACGAGUCUAGCAUACCCUUCAACUCUACAAGUAACUGAUAUAAAGGUAUAAUAUGGUGCUAUAACGUUUCAGCUACGGCUCUAUGUCACGAGUUAUGGUAAACACCUAUCGAUAUGUAUUUUCGAACAAUAGUGAUCCAAAUAUAUAUACGAGUAUAUAUGUGUAUCGACAAUAAUUAACACUAAAAAUAACCUAAAUUAACAAUGGAAAGCUUUUACUGAUCUACAACUAUUUGUGGCUGCCGUUUGCAGUCUUGUCAGUUCAAAAUUUCUAUGAGAUGGCCCGUCGUGUUUAUCUGUUUCACAUCUGGCAGCACUGUCGCUCGUUCUAAUAAUAAUAUCCACUGAACGCAGAUAUUCUCCAAAAGGGUAUUUCAGCUUGUAUAUUGGCUUAUGCACUAGCCCAGUUACACAUGUACUACCUGUAAUACUUUUUCUUUUCAAAAACUUCAGACGUGUGUGAUUGAGGCGAGCAAAAAUCUAGUGAACGAGCGCCGAUGUGCUACCGAACAUCUUGUGUGAUAGAUGAGCGUGGUGUAGAUGAGCGACAAAGAAAACUGAUGUUGAAUUUUCUGGAACUCGGGACUCUCUAUUUGCUCUAUUUGCGAACAUGGAUGUGAUUUGAACUAGAUGUUACCCUUUACACUCUCAAAUAUUAAUUGAAUCUUCAACCACAAUUGCUCGAGAGUCGUAUCUCAAGAAGCGGUUAUCUGAAAUUCGCUGAUCCUUUCCUAUCCUGUAUAUCGUUAAGGUGAAACGCCAUUGUUUUAUUUUUCUCUUUUGCUGGGCUUACUUUCUUAAUAAACGUCGACUUAACAAAUACGGGGGCAAGUUUACUACUGAAUUUCUUGACUGCAUUUCUCUGAGCAAUGUUUCGGGAUAAUAACGUGUCACCUACAUACAGUUUAAACCGCUAAGCGUUGGACUGGUGCGUCGUGGCUAUCCUAGCUUUAGGAACUUGUCGAGCUAUCAUAAUUUUUUAAAACUACAUCUUCCGUUAGGGUGUCGAGCAUUCGCACUAAUUCGUAAUUUCGUAACCGGAGUAAAGAUAAAAAGAAGAGAAGCCGGUGCUACGUUGAAAGCUAGUCCUCAAAUCGCCAAAAAUAUAAAAUACCUGACUUACUAGGAAAUCUAGGAUUUUGUCAGACGUAAAUUUCUUUAAUGGCUGCAAUAUAUAAAGCUUUAAAAAUUAUUAAGUCGUACAAUUUUUGAAAUUCCCUAGAUGAGCUGAGUCAGCUGGAUAAUGGGCUCUAUCUCUACCGAAGGCGCGCAAGUUUCAUAGUUUCCAUGAUUUACUAUCUAUACAUUUCUCUUCUGCUUUUCUGUCGUCAACACGCUUGUAAACGUAUCCAUUGGAUACUUGAAGGUGUGGUAAUUUUGACUGGUUUUUCUGUAUUCUCUUCAUCAAGUCCAGAUAUUUGACAACAAAUCAAUUAUAGGACCACCAUCUUGGAUUUCAUUGACAAAAAUUUCGUUUUGCCUUGAAAGUGUUUCCGCCACUACGUUUUGUGUCCCUUUCCAGUGUUUAAUUUUAAAAGCCAAUCUUCCUAACGAAUCUUUCUGUUUUAUCAGCCACUGCAAAGAAGCGUGCUCGGUUACUACUGAAAACUAACAUAUAUGGAAAAACGGACAUAUAUGCUAUAGGAAGCUCGGUUCCUUCUUCAUCUGUUUACUCCAAAAGUAGUUAGCCUAUUCUUUAACUGGGUGAAUGCUCUAUCUGAUUCUGCGUUUCAUUCAAACGAACGAGUUUUCUUUAACAAAUCUGUCAACGCUCGGGCGAUGGAGGCAUAAUUGUCAACAAAUCGCCUAUACCAUCCGGCAAGACCUAAAAAUCUCCUGAGUUGCUAGGCAGUAGUAGAGAUUGGAAAGUCCAUAAUCGCUGAGAAAUGGUCUGGAUCAGCUUUCCCGAUAAAUAAACAUAAAUAUAUAAAUAUCACUCUUGUUCUCAAUUUGCGGUAUGACUUACUGCUCUAGCGAUAUCCUCCCUAUGACUUGACACGAUUAGGGUUGAGUUUGUACUUUUAAAAAGAUUGUGUUCAGACUACAUUUUAAUACCUGGUCGUCAUACCUUUAUGUCCACUACCGCACGAGCGAAGUCUUCGGUUGUAUCUAGCGCGUCACGCGCGCACCCCACGCGGCCGCGACUUCGGCGCGGACUACGCAAAAAUCUACCUAGUGGCCGUUACUCCUGGAAGGUUAACAAGAAUCAAGUGACGAACCGAUCAACUCGACUAAGCUCUGUUUCGUUUCAAAAUGAUUAAAUUCAAUUAAACUUGUAGAAUUCGGUGUUAAGUUUGUAGUAGGAUAGAUACCCUUUAGGCCCACAGUACCAUGUAUGUAUCAUGUAGUAGUUUAGGUUAACGUAUGAAGCCCAUGGUGGCAGAGAGAAGUAUGCGAUCAUAUCCCCGUUAUAAGUAAGGACAAUACUGUUGUCCCGCUCUUACUUAUAAGUUAGCUUUAAGAGAUAACAAUGUACAUACACCGUGAGAGGCAUGAGAGAGCAUAAGAAAAACGAAGAAGCAAAGCGCGGCAUUCGGUCGCUGGUUCUUGAAGAAUAAAGUCGCUAAAAAAGAAGAACUGAACUAAGCAAAUCGUCGCACCGGAGGUAGUUCGAGCGUUUACAACAUCAGAAGUGGUCAUUACUCACUAUGCCUGACACCAUAUUAAAUCAAUUCUCGGUGCAACAACUAAAAAAAUGGUUGGGAACCCUUGGACGCCAAACUUCCGGCACUAAAGCGGAGUUAUUUCGAGGACAAGAUGAUGCUGGCCAACGAUAUCAACAUCGAUCUGGAGGAACUCCUGGAAAACAUUAUCGAAGGAAUUCCGGCACCAGCGCUACGCAAUCAGGCCCGCAUACAGUGCUUUUCCGAACCGAUGCAGGUUUUGAGAGCCUUCUCGGAAGUACGUCUGCCAAAGCACAAGCCGGAUAAUAGUUCGCCAAAACGCUUCUAUGAAGGAGGUCCAGCUAAGAAGGAUUUGCGUUGCGCCAACUGCAACUCAAAAGGACACUUCGCCAAGGAGUGCCUGAAGCCGAAGAGAGAGCCCGGAUCCUGCUACGCUUGUGGAGCGUUCGGACACUUCGUCGGACAAUGCCCGGAGCGCAAGAGCGCCAAUAUCAACAAUUAUAAUGCCUCAUAGACACCGGGAGCCCAAUAUCAUUUGCAAAACUAAGCAGUAUAUCCAGUGAAGUCAAUUUAGAGUCUGCUGCUGAAAACUAUUUCGGGCUAAAUAAAAGCCAACUAAUAAUACUCGGAAAAACCUUAUGUUACAUUACAAAAGAAAGAAUAAAAUGUUAUUUUGAUUUAUACGUA
Messenger RNA from Drosophila yakuba, 4100 nucleotides. RefSeq lists its product as uncharacterized. Bases 3547 to 3927 code for a protein of 126 amino acids. Gene Ontology annotation, molecular function: zinc ion binding; nucleic acid binding. The transcript is spliced from 2 exons. Lineage: Eukaryota; Metazoa; Arthropoda; Insecta; Diptera; Drosophilidae. The record is from RefSeq and is a predicted model, not a curated record.